UACACGCGUCUUCCCCUUUUUUGUACUUUGUCUCAUCUCCUCUACACACUCCUUGCUGACAUUUCAGCUGUGGCUGUCAACGGGAAGCUAUCUCGCACAGAGUGAAAAAGUUAAACAGUGAAUACAGAGAAAACGCUCUUGCAGUCAGAAGCUGUUGUAUUGGCUGAUAAUUAACUAAUUUACUGAUCAUUUGGAAGGACCACGUGGGACUAUACAGGCUUGGCUGGAUGUCAGCAACUAUGAAGAGUCUCUUCUGAAGCCCGUUCUGUGACCUUCCUGGACUGAACUCUGCCAAAUCUGAAGCAGCUCUGGAAUGUGUCUGAAACUCUUCACCUGGACUGGACAGCUUUCUUUUACAAACAAGAGACACAUCUUACAAAAAAACGACAGGUGAAUUUCAAACCAGGAAAGUGGCAGAAAAACCAAAGGGACAAUGAACACCACAGCCACGCCAUCAGGUCACACCACAGCCGGGCCAUCAGGUCACACCACAGCAUCACCUGGAGAUUGUGUUGAAAUCGGAAAAAGCUUCAUGAGUGACUUGCUGAUGACUGUUUACAUCGUGGCUUUCAUCCUCGGUUUGAUCUUCAAUGUGCUGACCCUGGGCCCCAUUGUCCAACAAGUGAAGCGGCAAAACAUUUUGGGAAUCUACCUGCUCAGCCUGUCUAUUUCUGACAUACUUUUUAUCUUCACGAUGCCCCUUUGGAUCAAUUAUUACCGGCAGGACCACAAGUGGCAGCUGGGUCCUAUGUCCUGCAGUGUAGCUGGUUUCUUCUACUACUCCAACAUGUACGUCAGCAUCUACCUGCUCUGCUGUAUCUCUGUGGACCGCUGCCUGGUGGUCAGCUUCCCACUGCAUUUCAAGACCCAGCGUACACCUCGCUACGCUUGGGCGCAGUGCGUCAUUGUUUAUGUUGUGGUGAUGGCGCUGCACGUCAUAGUGCUGUACUUUGACGACCUCACAGAUGCCCAUGACGAAGUGAAAGGCAAUGACCGUUGUUAUGAGACUUUCCCCAUGAAGCCGCCUAUUGCCAUGUUCAAUAUGAUCAGAGUGGGCGUCGGCUUCUUCCUACCCCUGCUAGUGUUGGCGGUGAGCUACUGGAGGGUGCUGGCCACUGUGGGCCAAAGUCCUGGCCUGAGCGCUCAGGCUAAGAGGAAGGUCCGCCUGCUCUCCUUUGGGGUGAUUGGGAUCUUUUCAGUUUGCUUUGCUCCAUAUCACAUCCUCUUGCUCGCGCGCUCACUAGCCUUCUACAACAGCGAGAACACAGAUCCUAAAGGAAGUUACUGCGAGUUUGAGCAAAAAAUGCACUUCUUCUUCUCAUGUACACUGGCACUGUCCAGUCUGAACUGCGUGGUGGACCCGGUGCUGUACGUGCUGGUCAGUAACAUAGUCCAAGAGAAGAUGAAACUGUGCUGGAAAAAGCAACGACAGACAAGGACGGAGGACUGUGCUCUAACUGCAUACAACACAGGAAAGCCUAAUAGUAAUUUAAUAUGAAAACAUUUGCUGUUUGUGGUAGACAAGUGUGCAUUUGUAUGCAUGUUCGUAUGUGUAUCUGCAUACAUAUACAUUGUUAUGCAUAAUACUAUUGCUUUUUAAACACAAGUCUUCAUCUCCAGACUUAGCCAGUCAGUAGAAGGGUUAUUAUAUUCCAUAAUCAACCCUUUGUGUGUGGACAGGCAUCCUUUGAGAAACAAGCUGCCGCAUUAUUUUUCUGUCCUUUUUCUCCAUCACAUCCUGCUCAGUGUGGAGGAGAGGGCUGAACAAUGCGUGCAUCUCAGAGCUAGGUAAUUGGAUUGUCGUCCCAGGUUCUGUUCUCCUGAGAGUACUUCAACGGUAGCCACUUCUGGUUUGUUGUUGGGCAUCGCUGGAGUUGAAGAGCCCUUAUGUCUCCCUUCCAAUCUAUACAAUGAUUGUGUGAUUGGGUGACCCUGACAUAGUUAAAUGUGCAUUAACUCUAAAGUAUGCCACAGAAAGCCUUUAUUAGCAUGCUCGUGAGUCGACAGUGUCAGAAUGUCAGCGAGGCGUGGUGAAUGGGAAACCAAAUAAAUCAGUGGUUUGAACAGAUGCCCUCGUGUGUUUUUAGGCAGGGAAUGAGUGAUGAUCAUGUUUUGCUGGUGACAUUUACAGCGUGAGGAGGGUUUAACGCAUGAUAAGUCCGUGCAUCCAAGCACCUGGCAGUUAGCUUCACACAUAAAGGUGAUUAAACGUGAAGUCAACGCGGCUGUGUGACACACGUCUGGUAGGUCGGUGAAAAGAGCAAUCAGCAGGCAUGUGCAUGUGUGUGACAAAGAGAGAUGGAGGGUUUACUUACAUUCAUACAUUCUGAUAUUUGAAAGGCCUGUAAACUUUCUGUAAAUGUAAUGAACAAUAUACAGACAAGAAAGAAAGAAAGAAUGAAUGAACAUCAGUAUUUUUUCUAUUAUUUAUAAAGUGUACAUGUCAUAAAGCUAGUGUGAGGAUGUUGAGGCUUCUACACCCACAACUCUUUUUUCUGACAUUUUUACUGCUCAGUCUGAAUUGUGUGUGGUUUCUGUGCUCUGAAAAUAACUAAACUACUUCCGUGCUAUAUGUGAUGUACGUUAAUAGAAAUGUACUUGCUGCCUCUGUUGUGACCACUGGCAACACUUGUUUUUCCACUAUAUGAUGCAAACGUUGUAAAGAAACAAGUGAAAUAUGCCAUGUGUUUUGCUGUUCAGUAUGAAAACUUUGUAACCUCAUUAAAAUGUUCCCUUAUUAAGUUAAUA
Molecule: messenger RNA, 2748 nt
Organism: Stegastes partitus (bicolor damselfish)
Lineage: Eukaryota; Metazoa; Chordata; Actinopteri; Pomacentridae
Gene: gpr184
Product: G protein-coupled receptor 184
Exons: 2
Coding region: 434-1498 (354 amino acids)
Biological process (GO): G protein-coupled receptor signaling pathway; negative regulation of G2/M transition of mitotic cell cycle; G1/S transition of mitotic cell cycle
Cellular component (GO): membrane
Molecular function (GO): G protein-coupled receptor activity
Source: RefSeq, a predicted model, not a curated record